GCUCGACCUUUUUGAGAAGAAGUUACCGACCGAUGGAGUCGAUUGCUCCAGCGGCAGGUUGGCAAAGGUGUUCGAAGAUGGCGGUACGUCCGGUAUCGGUGCUCGACACCGAUAGCUGCUCCGUUUACUAAUCGAUCAUUCCGGGUGUCGGGUGUCGGGAGUCGGUGCAAGUAGGUGCAAGUAGGUGAAAGUUGGUGUGCCUAUUUGAGAGGACGCAUACUGUGCGAGGACACUUGGGAGUAAAAGAAGAGUUUCUAAGAUAUGCAGGUGUGCGAAAAUAACUGUUGCUCCUGCAUAAGCGGCCCGUGAUACAGGUGUAUUAGUGCGAGGUGCUGGCUGGCAUUGUGUCGUGAAAAAUGUCGAGACGCAACGACGAGUCGACGGAACGGAAUCCCGUUUGAAACGUCCAACGAUAGCCUUUCUUUCGCUUUGUUGCUGCACCGCGCCGAGGGGUCACGAUUAUGAUGAGAUAACGAACGCAGAAUGAGAUACAGCGGCAGUAACCUUCUCGGUUAUGCAGUUUCCGCGUUUAUUCUAUUUUUUAACGUUAUUCGUGCGGAAAGCGGCGUUACCUGCAAAGAUCAACAAGGACGAUCUUACGAAAGUGGUUCAUAUUACAUUCCUGGUCCAGAACCUUGUACAUUGUGUGUUUGCGAUAAUGGCAAUCCAAAAUGGUGCAAAGCAUUCGUUUGCAAGUUUGCAGAGGAAGAUUGUAAAUCUUCCCGUCGCGGCGAUGUCUGUUGCGAGUAUAUUUGCUUGGACGAUACACUUUCGUCUCUGUCAAACGACAAAAUCGAUGGGAUUGGCAGCAAUACAACCGAUGCUACUGCAAAUUAUGACAUAGGACUACGAUCCGUCGCUAGUUUUGUGACAGCUGUGUUGUCAUUGAGUCUAUUGUUUUUCUUAAUACAUCGCUUGCGCCAAAGAAAGAUACGAGUUUGCGUGGCAGGAAGACAGAACAGACAGUUGGCAGAGGACCAAAGAAAUUUAGGUAGUAUGGGAUACUUAGAACGAGAUGGAUUGUCGCACGGUGUUCCUAUGGAUGACAUUCCAUGCGGAGCUAGUUAUCCAUUGUGGAAACCACCCAGCAACUACUUUCCACGUGGGGAGGCUCCGCCACCUUAUGAGGAAGCCGUGGCAGCAGCUAGAGCUGAGCAAGCUCUUCUAUCGAUGAACCCUCAAGCGCUUCCUCAACUAAAUUUUCCAAACAGCUAUCUGACAAGUGCCAAUAGUCGUACUAGCGUAUCGCUAGUAGGAAGCACGCAAAGUGGGAUAAAUGGAAAUCCAUCGACGCUGAUAUGCGACAGUGGGAUAGCAGAUUCGAGCGGCUUAAUGUCGACGCCGAGUAGACCAAUUUCAAAUCCAAAUAUAUAUGCUAGUUAUCGUCAGUCGAAUCAAAACGAAACGCUAUCUCCAGGCGUUAGCGUAGGAACUUCUACUACGAGUUUUACUAUGGGGACAAGUACUUACGAGAAUUUACCUACUCCAAUUGGAAUCCCAAACUUUGCUAGCCAGCAUCCGGAUGUAACUGUGCAACCUGUGUCUAAUUUACAAUCCGCUAUUCCAAAAAAUUAUCAAACGCAUACCACUCUCCCUCGUCAAUCUGGAGCGUUUACAAUAUCCGCGACCUUGUCCAAUUCUAAUGUGACUGCCCAUCGAACAAUUCCUAGGACAUUGACUACUCGUACUGGUACGAGACUACGAGAUAUUAUAAGCGAUUGCUCCAAGAAUGAAUUUCUACGACCCUCGCCAACCAAUGUUGCCUCGCCAAAUUUGCAACAUUCUGUACAGCAAAACGCUUUAAUCAAUCAAGAAAAUACAAGGGAGGAUACAAAUUCAAAUACAUUUUACGAAGAUGUACAAAUACAACCUUCCACAGCUUCUUCUUCGUCGGGAUUACAACAAAUGGAAAGGCAGAAGUUAGAUCAUAAAUCGGAAAAAUCCAAUGAUUUUAAGCCGUCGUUAAACAUAGCAAAUGAAAUUAACGAAGAAGGAAGUUUCGAAUCGGUAGCUUGCACUUGCAGUAUGCAAGCUCUUCCUACUCUUCACGAUGAUACCGAUGAUUAUAGGAGCGAAUGCGAAAAUUGCAAAAGCGCGACAGGUUCUCGUUACUAUCUGGAUAACGAGGAUGAAUUAGUUACUUCUCCACAUGAAACUAUGACGUUACAUAGAAGACCGGACGAAACAGCUUCCAGUACUACACCUCAGUAUUACAGAACUUCGCUUACACUGCCCAUAAGUACUCGUCAACGAACAAGGAGUACCGGAGUUCGAGAAAAUUGGUUUAACACCAUGCCACAAAGUUCAACAGAAUCGUCGGACGAAAAUUAAUCGCGAGAAUAUAACGUAUAAUUCUCACACAUCAUAUAGCUAUUAAGAUGAUCUAUGAUGCAUUACCAUUGACAAAAUUCAAUAUUACGGUAGAUGGACGAUGUUCACGUUUUAUUGCGUUGCGGGCAACAAUGUCAUAUUGUUAUUGAUAGAAUUUCGGUAUCACUGAAAUAUGUUUCCUAUCUCGUUCACUGUCAAAUCUAAACUGUUCAUGUAAUUCAUGUAUUCGGACAGUCCACGAUCUACGAUGAAGACGAGUCACAUUUUUGCUUUCACAGUUCUUUACACGUUAUUAUACUGUGGGAGCAAAUUUUAGAUAUACCUAUUGUAGCAUCACGACUUACAAAUUCUAUUAGGUUCGAAUUAACGAAUGCUGAAAAACAAAAUAGCUUCAUAGCAUCUCUAGGAUUUUUUUAAACUAUGUUUGGUGCAUAUCAUUUGUUACAAAUUAAUCGAGAAGAAUGAAAACUCAAUUUUUAUCGCUUUAUCUCCAUUGGAAUCGAAUAUUAAACUUCAUUAUUCUUGUGGUCAUGAAAAAUACGCAUAAAUUUAUAGCAACUGGAUAAUACAAUAACGUGUAAAGAGCAGAUUGGUUCACACUAUACGUACUAUUACACACAACUAGUACAUUAACAUUCUAUUAGCUCGUACAUAUUAUCGUCGAUAGUGAAAGAUUGAAUAUAAUAUACGAAGUGAAACUUUGCACAUAAAUCAGUGCUGACUUAAUAAUUCAUCAUGUCAUUACAUUUACAACAAUUUUAGUACUUAAAUGACAUUUAAUUUUUGUAUACCAUUGAAUACUUCUACUGUACUUUAUUAAGUAAUAUUUACCAUAAUAUUUUAUGGUAUAACGUUUUAAAUGAAUUAACAAUGUUAUUCGCAAUUUUCCAUCCUAUUCUAAUUUUUUCUUAUAAAAAACUUAAGACUGUAUUUUUACUGUCACAUCCAAAUAGUGAGAUGCGUGCAUUCUAAAGUCUUUUGAAAAUACAUAUCAGUGAAAAUCGUAAGGUCAUGUUAAACAACCGAGAAAUGACCAUUUUUUAUUGCUAUCAAGUUAUGUUAUCAAUUUUGUUAUUUUUAACUUUGUGUUUAUAAUGCAGACCUCGAUACGCUGUGUAGUAACAAUAUCUUUGUGAUCCACCUGUUUAAAUAACUCCGUUGGUUCGAAUAGUGUGAAUCAGCCUUGUGCGUGUUGUAUACACACAUGUUUCUUACCUCUGGCAAAAUUAUUCGUUUCCAUUAUAUUCAUGUGUGUGUGUAUAUGUGUGUACGGAAUCUGCGAGUGCAUGUACGCACAAACACAUAUAUCGUCUUUAAACAUAAAUUAAUACUCAGGAAAAUUAUACCUUUCACUUUCUGUGUGAAAUACUCCUUUCGUGAUGUAUUUUUUCUUGAAUUUUUUAUGAAAAAAAAAAGAAGUGAAUGUAGUCAUCCGUAUUCUAUCAUAAACGGUUUGAUCGCAUGAUAUAUCGCGAAAAUUUUCACUGACUGAUUUUAACCUGAUAUAAAAGUAACAAUUUUUAUGUCUAUACAAUUGUAUUCCGUACAGUAUUAAGAAAAAUUACAUUCGUUUGGAACUGCUUGUUGUAAUAAUACAUACUUUUAUUAUACAAUAUAGAAGCACAGUGAAUGGAACUCUAAUUAUCUGCGAUUGAUAAUUAGCGAAUUUUAAAAUGUAUCAAACAUGAAAAUACGAUGAUUUCUUACAGCGCGUAACGUUCAAUAAUUUCAAUGUCUGGUUAUCGAUAGAAACUAAGAAUUCGACUGACUACUCAACAGCACCGAAAUGUCCUCAUUUGUGGAUCGAGUGAAACUUACGUGCUAACAAAGAAUACGAGAAAUACGAUUUCGUUUUUAAUUGCAUUUAUUUAAAUUUUUACACGACACACAAAAUUGUCUUUCUUGGCUGCCAUGACAAACAUUGUAGCGGUUAAUAAGCGCUAGAACGUGUAAUUGUUAAUAAUAUACUAAAUUGUGAUUACCAAAUUGGUCCCCAUUUUGAUGUCAUUAUGACAAAUAUUGCUGCUUUCAUACAUACCGAUUUUCUUAUUUACACUAAUCACAGUAUAAAUUUUGGUUACAUCCUUUCAAGAGUUCUCCACCUGAUAUAAAAUUAUAAAAUAAGAAACGUUUAUGGGUUGCCUAGUACAUUGCAAUGGAAGUAUAAUUGCCUGUAAACUAUAGUUACCUUACUCAAGUAUUUGUAAAAGUAUAGGUAUUUAUUUCUUCUUGUAAAGAUUGUAUAUUACUUUAAACUUAUUUUUCAUAUGCCUCAAAAUGCUCUAGACAUUAUACUCGAUAUUUCUAUUGAUUUUGUAUAUACAUAAGAUUCCUUGAUGAUUCAAUUGUUUUCAGUUAAUGUGAUUUAAGUUGGCUGAACAAGUAUUUCAUUAAUACAUAAUCAAGUACAUGAUCAACAGGUCAUUAAUGUGAUAUGUUUAUCAUAGCAAGAAUUGUGAACCACAAUUAAUUACAAACACCAUGGACUUACUACACAGUGAAUCUGCAUUAUCGUGUAACACGUAAAUAUAUUGCAUUUAUUGGUCAAGUUUAAGGUUACAUUAUAUGUUAAACAGGUUCGACAUAACAAAACUGUUUGUGAUUUUAUACAAUCAACUUCAUAUUUUUAAUUAUUUUAGUCAUUAUUAUCACUUUUAAAGAACAGAGCUGAAAAAUAUUCUAAAAUUAAUCAUUGUGUGAUUCUUUUUAAUGUGGGUAUGUAUACAGGGUAAAUCACUUAAUAUGUACUGAAUUUAUUGCGUUACAAUCGUUGAUGAUACGAAACAAUAUACAUACAAAGAAACUGAUCUGUUUAAGUAGGGGAACAGUUGAAGAUCAUUUAUAUAAGUCUUCGUUUAUGGAAUUUAUUAGGUCAAUCAGACUGCAUGUUGUAUAAUUCUAUUAAGAAAUUGAGAAAUAAAGUAUAUUUAUCAUCGCGUUAAAGAGUCAGAGAACAUAACUUUACUAAACAAAAUUUUAAUGACCACAGCAUACUUCGAACAACACUACUUAUAAAUUUCUGUUUAUAAAACUGAUUAUACUCCUCUCAAAAUAAUUCGUCUCGAAUUUUAAUUUAUUUUCGAUUUAACUUUCCAAGGUAAAUUCAUUUACAGAUUAAAAUUGGUUUCCCUGUAUAUGUAUAGGUAUGUAUGUAUAUAGGGUAUUUCACAGAAAUGUCAUCAGGCUUCAAGAGUGUAUUCUACUCAUCACAAGGAUGCAAAAAGGUCAUACGAACGUGAAUCCGAAAAUGCCAUUUUUCCAACUAUAAACAUUUUGUUUAUAACAGAGUUUGGCGAGAACGCAUCAUUAAACAAAAUUUAUGACGAGUCUAUAAAUAAAAAUUUAUCGAUUUCAAUUCUCAGCCGACUCAUUUGACUACGCGUACUAUUAUUAUUUACAAGCAAUUACUACAAAACUCUGUUGAAAACAAAAGGUAUUUAUAACUGAAGAAAAAGGUGCGUAGAAUACGCGACUAAAGUUUGGUCAUUUAUUUCUGAAUCGUUAUUUCUAUAUCGUUAACUUAUUAUUUAUUGAUUUCUUAU
Messenger RNA from Hylaeus anthracinus, 5873 nucleotides. Its product is annotated as mucin-12-like. NCBI's taxonomy places the organism in Eukaryota, Metazoa, Arthropoda, Insecta, Hymenoptera, Colletidae. The coding region runs from base 484 to 2331 and encodes 615 amino acids. The record is from RefSeq and is a predicted model, not a curated record. Gene Ontology annotation, cellular component: membrane. The transcript has 6 exons.